GCAAAACAGUCAAACAGAAAUCUUUGAAACGCGUUGAAUUGUGCGACACGAGUCAAUCAAAUACACACACACAUAUAUAUACAAAAUAAUACAUAAAAAGAAUACAUUGUGAUUUUUUUUGGUUCUGAUUAGAAAGUGAAUAUAUAUAUAAACGCACACACAAGCACAAGCUGACCAAGUCCAAUUGGAACAAACACAAGAAAACAGCGGUGCGCGUGAAAACAACCCGAAGCAAAAAGCAGAAGCAGCGGCAGCAGCAAGCGCAAGAAGUUUUUUUAGAUUUAUCUAACACACACACACACACACAAACACAAACAAAAAAACAAAAAUGGCCGAGUCUAAUAAGAGAAAUAUUCCCAUCAAAUUGGGCGACUUCAGCGUUAUCGAUACGGAAUUCAGCAGCAUACGUGAACGCUUCGAUUCCGAGAUGCGUAAAAUGGAGGAGGAGAUGGCCAAGUUCCGUCACGAGCUGAUGAACCGCGAGGCCAAUUUCUUCGAGUCCACCAGCUCUACUAAAAAAACAACAACUACAACCAGCUCAACGACAAACUCGGCGCUGCCCUCACGCGUGCCCAAGCAACAGAAUUAUGUGUCGGACAUUAGCUCGCCUUUGAUUCAGGAUGAGGGCGACAACAAAGUGCUGAAGCUGCGCUUCGAUGUCAGCCAAUAUGCGCCCGAGGAGAUUGUCGUCAAAACUGUCGAUCAGAAGCUGCUUGUGCAUGCCAAGCACGAGGAGAAAUCAGACACAAAGAGCGUUUACAGGGAAUACAAUCGCGAAUUUCUGCUGCCCAAGGGCGUUAAUCCCGAGUCGAUACGCUCGUCCCUCAGCAAGGAUGGUGUCCUGACCGUGGACGCGCCCUUGCCAGCGCUCACUGCCGGCGAAACCUUGAUACCCAUUGCGCACAAGUGAACAGCCAGAGACGUUCCCGCCACCCCCAUCCCUGAGAGCAGCACGGGCAGCAUCUUCUCCAGCAAUAAAGCCCGCAAUAAACACACAAUAUAUCAACCUAUCCGCAACAGAUGCCCAGCGUAUUUCUAGCACCAUACUAAAAAAAAAAAAGAAGAAAAUCACCGCAGUUUCCCAAAGUUGACUUUGGGCUCAACAAAAUAGAAUUCAGAAUUGGCCUAAAUAAUUACACUAUGUUUUUUUUUUUUUUCGUUUUUGCUAAAAUAUAUAAAUACUGACUUACUACUCAUACUUAACUGUAA
Messenger RNA from Drosophila virilis, 1209 nucleotides. RefSeq names its product heat shock protein beta-1. NCBI's taxonomy places the organism in Eukaryota, Metazoa, Arthropoda, Insecta, Diptera, Drosophilidae. Gene Ontology annotation, biological process: response to heat; protein refolding. The record is from RefSeq and is a predicted model, not a curated record. Gene Ontology annotation, cellular component: nucleus; cytoplasm.